CUCGAUCCUAGCUAUUGUCUGAAGAAUGAAAACAGGAAGCUUAGCAGUCACACAUGUAUGCAGUCAGCAGUAAAAGCAUUAUUUCGGCUGGUGUCAGGUGAAACUCUUUUAUGAACCUACUAUGGCAUCAAGACUUCAUCAGAAAAGUGUUCACAAGAGGAACCCGAGUCAGUGCAAGCUGGCAGGAGUCACAUUGCUGAGCCCCCUGGGUGAGAUCCAGGUAACUGGAUGUGAAAAUGGCGUGCACUGCAUACAGCUGCAAGAGGACGCUACACCUGCAGAAAGGACUGGAGUGGCCUCAUUUGCUUGUGUGGUAUGCAAGGGCCAGGAGGACAUGACAGCGCCAUUGAAAGAGUGUACUGACUGGCUCCAUGCCUAUUUCUGCGACCCUGGAACAACAGAGAAACUUCCAUUCCCUGCCUUUCACCACCCCAUUUUUCACGAAGCUACAUUCACCAGACAAGUGUUACAGACCCUGCUGAGGGAUGUGAAAUUUGGAGAAACAGUCUCUUACAAGCACUUAGCAGAAAUGGCAGGCAAUUCGAAAGCAGUGCGGGCUGUGGGAGGAGCGAUGAGAAAGAAUCCUGUGCCUCUUAUCGUUCCUUGCCACAGAGUGAUCUCUAAUAAUGGAAACAUUGGUAACUAUAUGGGAGGGAAAGGGAAUCAUCUGAAACAAUGGCUCCUGACACACGAGAAGCUCUCCCAUGGAAAAAAAACCAAGGCAUCUUUAUGCAGUUCACCCUCACAGCUGUAACUCAGUUGAACAUAUUACUAAACAUACUUGAAAUAUAACAAGUUUCUGAACAUGCUUCAGCAUUCAGGAAACCUGUAAAUAUUUGAGUGACAUAAAAACAUAAUACAACAUCGGAAGUGAAAUAUGUGGUGGCACUACUAUAUUAAAAAAGCCAGCUAUAUCCUGAGGGACAGAGCUUAUAUGCCCUUUCUUGUUUUUACAUUUUACAGCAGUAUGAGUGCAGCAGACUGAGCCUGUUGUGUGCAUUUUGUUCCUGUCUCCAGCCCUGUUUUGUUCUAUAUUUAAUGCCCAUGAAGGCAAGGAUAAGAGGGAGGGGGUAGAGAGAGAGAGAGAGAGAGAGAGAGAGAGGAGGGGCAUGGCAAAUGUUAAACACAACUACCCCUUUAAGGAAGCAUCUGGUUUGCAGAGAGGACAGCCGGCAAUCUGGGGCUUUGCACGUUACUGGGAGCAAAAUGAAAUUGAAAAGCUUCAGCACCCCCCCCCCCCCCCCCCCCUUUUGAUUCCUUUCUUGCUUUUUCAUUUGCCCAGAUUGUAAAGCUGUACCUCAACCAAAACUGUGCUCAAGGUUCUGCCAUGUUCUUUGAAGUUCCAACUGAUGAAAUGUUGUUUUACAUGCAUGAACAUGUGCUAAUGGAUCCACUUACAAAGAUACUUAUUUAAAAUGACUGCGCUGAGAUUUAUUUUGUUUAUUAUUUUUUUUUAUCUUUCAAAUGCAGAGAUUUUUUAUUUUUUUCCCCAACGUGAAAUGUAAAAAAGAAUGUCAUGUUUCAGUGGAAUUAUUUGUAUAAAGAAAGAUUCUGUGUGAACUAAAUUAUUUAUAUCUUGUAUUCUUCACUGCCAUUUUUUUUAUUUUGGGUUAUGUUAUCUUUGCUUGAAGAAAAAAAUGUACAUUUUUUUAAACUCAAUUGCAUUAAACAUAAAACAUGUUAGAAUUAAACAUGUGUUUAUUGUAAAUCAGAAUUAAAAAAAUAAAAAAAUUCAAUCAAA
Messenger RNA from Acipenser ruthenus (sterlet), 1741 nucleotides. RefSeq names its product O-6-methylguanine-DNA methyltransferase (gene mgmt). Gene Ontology annotation, cellular component: nucleus. Lineage: Eukaryota; Metazoa; Chordata; Actinopteri; Acipenseriformes; Acipenseridae. Bases 122 to 754 code for a protein of 210 amino acids. Gene Ontology annotation, molecular function: methylated-DNA-[protein]-cysteine S-methyltransferase activity. The transcript has 6 exons. Gene Ontology annotation, biological process: DNA repair. The record is from RefSeq and is a predicted model, not a curated record.